Messenger RNA from Chironomus riparius, 678 nucleotides. The record is from the annotation of a GenBank genome assembly. NCBI's taxonomy places the organism in Eukaryota, Metazoa, Arthropoda, Insecta, Diptera, Chironomidae.
AUGUCACUCAUUGAAACAGAAAAUGUCUAUUUAUUCAUUCCAAAUAUCAUUGGAUAUGCAAGAAUCGUCUUAGCAGUAGUGUCAUUCUACUUUAUGCCAACAAAUUAUGUGAUUGCAAGUUGGUGCUAUAUCAUUAGCGUUUUAUUAGAUGCAUUAGAUGGACAUGCAGCAAGAAAAUUCAACCAAUCCACAAAAUUCGGUGCUAUGCUGGAUCAACUGACUGACAGAUGUGGAACUAUGGGUCUUCUUGUUACUUUAAGCUACUUCUAUCCAAAGUACAUGUUUUGGUUCCAAUUAUCUAUGGCAAUUGACGUCGCAUGCCAUUGGUUCUAUCUUCAUACAUCACUGCUUCAAGGCAAAACUUCACACAAAUUUAUUGACAUGAACGAAAAUCCAAUUAUGCAUAUUUACUACACAAAUCGUACAGUUUUGGGCUUCAUGUGUCUCUUCAAUGAACUCUUUUAUGCUGCUUUAUAUCUCCUUUAUUUCACUCCUGGGCCAAUAUUCUUGGGAGUUCCAUUCUUCAAACUACUCGCAAUCGUUUCUGCGCCUGUUGCAAUUGUCAAAACAUUAAUAUCAGUCAUUCACGGUGUCGUUGCUUCAGUCAACAUCACAACAAUUGAUACAAAAGAUCGUGAGGAUGCAAAGAAGAAGGACCAAUCCAAAAAGAGCGAAUAA